AUGGCUUCCGGGACAGCUUCUGAAGACGUGCCCACACACAACGGAAUCAACGACCAUAUCAAGGUCGAAGAAAACGCACCGACAUCCCCUGCUGCUCCUGGCCCGCCUCCCGACGGAGGAACUGUUGCGUGGCUCCAGGUAGCUGCCGGUUUUGUGCUUUUCUUCAACACAUGGGGCAUGAUCAAUACUUUCGGAGUUUUCCAAACAUACUACGAGAGUGGUGAACUUUUCACGGCCUCAUCUUCGGAUAUCUCCUGGAUCGGUGCAAUCCAAAGUUUCCUGCUCCAGCUGACCGGGCUGAUUGCCGGCCCCCUCUACGACCGUGGCCACCUUCGAUUGCUUCUUUUGACAGGUAGCUUCAUGGUUGUCUUUGGACUCAUGAUGCUCUCUCUCUGUAAGGAGUUCUGGCAGGUCUUACUAUCCCAAGCCUUCUGCAUUGGCAUUGGAGGUGGACUGCUCUUCACCCCAACUGUAUCUUUGUUACCUACAUACUUCAGCUCGCGCAUGGGACUCGCCGUCGGCAUUGCCUCGUCAGGCUCCUCUCUUGGCGGUAUCAUCUACCCUAUCGUGCUUUACAGACUCCUCUUCAACAACCAUAUCGGCUUCCCUUGGGCCGUUCGCACCAUCGGAUUCAUUGCGCUUGCAACAUUUAUCCUGCCUGUGCUUGUUAUGCGAGUCAGAGUCCGAGCACCUCAGCCGCGUGCUGUUAUUGACUGGUCCGCCUUUACCGAUGGGCCGUACAUCGUAUUUUCGCUUGGCCUGCUGAUUCUUUUCAUUGGAAAUGCCAUUUUGAUCUUCUAUAUCUCCUUCUACGCACAGAAUAAAGGCUUUACCGAUACCGAGCUGGCUUUCUACCUGGUUGCAGUUUUCAACGCAGCAUCGAUACUAGGGCGUAUUGCGCCGAAUGCAUUAUCCGAUCGCAUUGGAGUUUUCAACACUAUUGCACCUGUCUCCCUUCUUCUGGGAGUCACCGUUUUCUGCUUACUCGGGGUUGUUAAUAAGGCCGGAAUAGUCGUCGAAACCAUUGUUACGGGGUUCUUCAGCGGUGUCGUCGUUGCGCUCCCCCCAGUUUGCUUCCGAAUGCUUACCGAGAAUAAAGGUAUGAUCGGCACCCGUGUUGGGCAGGGCUUUGCGAUCGGCGGUUUUGGUUUGUUGAUUGGCGGACCAAGUGGUGGUGCCAUCCUGGGUUCUGAUCAUGACUGGUUGGCCAUUUGGCUCUACGGAGGUGUGGCCGGAUGUGUCGCUGGGUUGGUCAUGAUGGUGGUUCGAGUGAUGAAGGCUGGUCUCAAGCCCGUCAAGGUGUGA
This is a messenger RNA of Penicillium chermesinum, 1305 nucleotides long. RefSeq lists its product as uncharacterized. The coding region runs from base 1 to 1305 and encodes 434 amino acids. Gene Ontology annotation, cellular component: fungal-type vacuole membrane. NCBI's taxonomy places the organism in Eukaryota, Fungi, Ascomycota, Eurotiomycetes, Eurotiales, Aspergillaceae. The transcript has a single exon. Gene Ontology annotation, molecular function: transmembrane transporter activity. The record is from RefSeq and is a predicted model, not a curated record. Gene Ontology annotation, biological process: transmembrane transport.